Messenger RNA from Penicilliopsis zonata CBS 506.65, 2307 nucleotides. RefSeq lists its product as hypothetical. The transcript is spliced from 2 exons. The record is from RefSeq and is a predicted model, not a curated record. Gene Ontology annotation, molecular function: protein phosphatase 1 binding; glycogen binding. The coding region runs from base 1 to 2307 and encodes 768 amino acids. Gene Ontology annotation, biological process: regulation of glycogen biosynthetic process. Gene Ontology annotation, cellular component: protein phosphatase type 1 complex. NCBI's taxonomy places the organism in Eukaryota, Fungi, Ascomycota, Eurotiomycetes, Eurotiales, Aspergillaceae.
AUGCCAUACACUGCGCCGUCGCUUACCGCGCAGCUCGAGACGCAGUCCAGCUCUCACCAUCACCAACACCACGAUCAUAAUAAUAACAACAAUAACAACAACAACAACAGCCACAAAAAUACCUCUCCAGAUUACAAUCCCUCUGUCGGUCGUCAGCAACACCUGCCCCGCUCCUACUAUUCUACCGCCUAUGUACGGAAACACCGUAGGAGUCCCUCGGCCCCCAAACCUCCCCCGGCCAAGGAAGACCAGGCCAUCGCUCGUCGGGGUCGGGAUCUAGACCCCUAUGCCAGUCUUCGUCAAUCUCCCCCACCACGGAGCAAUGCCGCCAUCCCCCCGGGUACAGUGAUUUCCCCGCCGGAGUCUUGUAAUGGCUCCAGCGAUGAGGAGUCGCCCUCGAGUGCAGGUGCGGGCGUCGGUGCCGAAGACGACGACAGACGCAACGGGAUCAAGCUGGCUGAGUUACAGGCCGCUGUGCGUUCCAUUGAGCAGAGACAUGAGUCCUCGCCAGAACGAGCGCCCUCGGGCGAUGAUGCUUCGUCAUCCGGGUUCUUGCCUCCUACAUCGCCACCACCACCACCACCACCACUACAAGAAUUACAAUCACGACAUACGACAUUCUCUUCGCCUCAUACUCCUCCCCUCUCCAAAGAAGCUCGAAAAAUCUCUCAUUCCCGCUCCUCCACCGAGGGCUCGAUCAUGAAAUCGGCCGACGAGAUAGCCGUCAGCUCUCCGGAGGAGACGGAUCGCGAUGAUGAGCCCAAGCCAGCCAUGGUCCGCAAGAAAUCAGGAGAAUUGGUCCGACCCGCCCUGCGUCCGCCCUCGGCGCGUCGUCGCCCGUCUAGCAUGCCGGGCACCCCGACGUACGCCAAAGCCGUGCAUUUUGACUCGCAUCUUGAACACAUCCGCCAUUUCAUGCAGCUCGACAAGCCCCUCGCCGUUAGCGCCGAAACCUCCCCCGUCGAGGACUACGCCCCGGAGUGUGAGUUUCCCUUUGAAAAGGACGAGCCUCAGUUCGAGUGGGACCUGCGCCUUGCCAACUGGCCCCACGAUCUCGCCGCGCGGGCCCAUCAGCCCGUUCGACUCGAGCGCCUGUUCCUCUCGUCAGACAAGAACACCCUUGUCGGCGUCAUCGCCGUCGCCAACCUCUCCUUCCACAAGCACGUCGUCUCCCGCUUCACCUUUGACUUCUGGAAGACCGUUUCCGAGGUCACGGCCGAGUUCAGCCAUGACGUACGCCGCAAACAGGCCCAUGAUGGCUAUGACCGUUUCUCCUUCAACAUCAAGCUGGCCGACCAGACCAACCUGGAAGAGAAGACCCUCUUCCUCUGCAUCCGCUAUCAGGUCGAUGGUCAGGAGUUCUGGGACAACAACAACUCGAUGAACUACCAGGUCGACUUUUGCCGCGUCCCCAAGGUCAAACCCAACAUGGCGGUCGCUCCCUUGCCUACCUCUUCCUCUUCAUUAGGUUUAAGGAAAAAUCACCACGGCAACCGGCCCCUGCCACGCAGCAAGACCUCAUUGGGAAUCGUCACCCUCCCGCGUGAGUCCAAGAAGAAGGCUGAGCCGUCGUUUGAUGGGUUUUCCCCGCUCGAUUCACUGGAUGACUGUCUCACUUUUGGCCGGCCCUCGAAUCGAACCUCCAAAAGACCACCAAUUCCCCUGGCGCAACGACAUGUAGUCCCUGUGGACUACCAGAACAACAAUGAUGAUCAUGACGAUGUUGACGCGGAUGAUGAUGAUGAUCACCAUGUUCCGAAACCCCGUGAGAAUCCGAGUCGUCCGGCCUUUGGGAAUCGAUACGAUUUUGGCGCCUCCCUGACGGCUGCCAUGCAGACCAAAACCACAUCGGAUCGGACUACCUUGACGGCGAGAGCCAAGUCGAGCAAACCUGCUCCAUCGCAAUUGAACAGCCCCGCUGCCGAGAAGAAACAGACAGAUCGAUUGGUGAUUGACAAACCCUUGCCCACCGCCGACAUCACCCGACAGACCAGUUCCCCGGAGUCUUCUCGGCCGCAUACCCUCGUCUCGGGCAAACCGCAGCACGAGUCUUCCACCUACAAGGAGUUGGUGGACAAGUAUUGUUUUUAUGGAUCUUCCCGACAGGAUACCAAGAGCAAGGCGACCGACGACUCUAUCACAACUCCGUCUUCGUCCGCUGAUAGCCCUUCGCGCUCCCCAUCUCCACAGACACAUCGAUCUGUCAGCGCGGGGGCUCGUUCUUCCUCAACGUCCCCAUCGCGCGUGGCGCAUGGCUAUCCAUAUCACCAGCCCUUGCACGCCGCACCAGCCGCUAUUCGAGGCUGA